AUGAACGUCCCUGCACGAUUUCCUCCGCAAAUAUUAACAACAUUACCACCACCUCACUCCGCGGGGUUCUAUUUGCUUAUUCCGGAGUACUAUCUGCCGAAUUGUGACUUUAUGAAACCAUUCCUUCGGCUGCUUUCCGCCUCAAGACAAUUUUCGACACUGUACCGGACCACCUGCGUCUCGAAAUCCCAUUCUCUCGCGAUACCUAUUAGACCUACUUAUACAUCCCCCUUCGCAUUUCCAAUCGCCCGCUCACAGCACUCCAUGGCCAGCAUCGAAGCAUCCAAGCGGGCCGCCGCCAAAGCCGCCGUCCAAAACCACUACCCUCUCAACGCAAAAUGGGUCGGCAUCGGUAGCGGCACAACAAUCGUCUACGUCGUGGAGGCGAUCAAAGAAUUGGGGAUCGACACAACUCUGACCAGAUUUGUGCCUACGGGUUAUCAAUCGAAACACCUCAUCACAAAAGCCGGAUUGACAGCCGUGGAGUUUGACGGUAUUCCAGAGGGGACUGUACUUGAUGUCGCGUUCGAUGGUGCGGACGAGGUGGAUGACGAUUUGAAUUGUAUCAAGGGUGGGGGUGCUUGUCUCUUCCAGGAGAAGAUUGUUGCUUUGCAGGCAAAGGAAUUCAUCUGCGUCGCUGACUCUAGAAAGCUCCAAACCCGUCUCUUGACCAAUUGGAAAUACAUCCCCAUCGAAGUCGCGCCUAUAGCCGCAAACCGGGUAAUCCGCAAACUGACCGAAAUGGGCAGCAUCCAACCAGCUAUUCGUCUCAAUGCCGUCGCCAAAGAAGGUCCCCUCAAGACAGACCAGGGCUUCUACAUUGUCGACGCCCCCUUCCUCCCUCUUUUGACUCCAUCGGACGUCAAAGCCGGCAAGGGUGGCAGUGGUACUGGCGGUAUCUGGGAAGUUGAGACUCUUGCGACAAAGAUCAAGGCUAUUCCCGGUGUUUUGGAAGUCGGUAUUUUCUGUGGAGUUACCGGUCCUCAGGCCCAGGCUUUGGGGUCUAUUGGUGGGCAGAAGCCUGUUGCUGCAUACUUCGGUAUGCCAGAUGGCUCGGUGACUGUUCGGAAGGCUGCCGAGUAG
This is a messenger RNA of Talaromyces marneffei, 1083 nucleotides long. RefSeq lists its product as uncharacterized. Gene Ontology annotation, biological process: pentose-phosphate shunt, non-oxidative branch; D-ribose metabolic process. Bases 1 to 1083 code for a protein of 360 amino acids. The record is from RefSeq and is a predicted model, not a curated record. Gene Ontology annotation, cellular component: intracellular membrane-bounded organelle. NCBI's taxonomy places the organism in Eukaryota, Fungi, Ascomycota, Eurotiomycetes, Eurotiales, Trichocomaceae. Gene Ontology annotation, molecular function: ribose-5-phosphate isomerase activity. The transcript has 5 exons.